AAACAAAACACUUUCCUGAAGGGUUUUUGGGAUUUUUCUCGGUAUAUAAUUAUGACCCAUCAAAAAGAAUAUUAUUUUUUGAUAGAAUAAACAAUGAAGCUUCUUUAAAUGAUUUAUGUUGUAAUUUUAUUUUAAAAAUUUGACGUCUUAUCUUUAUAUGCAAACUUCAAUAUUUGCCGUCGUGAUGGAUGACUGCCACAGAAGUUUCCGACAAAUUGAGGCUCAAGAAAAUGUGCUGCAAAAAAUGCAGAACAUUCACAUGAGAUUGCAAGAGACCGCUAAGAAAGCGAAGCAGCAGCUGGACGACGCAAAACUGCAUUCUGAGAAAGCUGAGCAUGAGAUGGACAAGGCCUACCUUGAUUGCAAAAAUUCGGUUUCAAGCCUAGGUCAAAACCUGCAAACUCUUCACCAACAGUGUCUUGAUUUGAGCGGCGCCUUGUGCCCCAAAGAGCCACAGCUUCUGUGUCAGAUGCCCUUGGACGAGCUAUGCCAAUCAAGAAAAACCGUUGAAAGCAAUUUGAAGCUGCUCAUCGUUAAACAGUUUCAAAAGAAACUCCAGCAGGACAGUCCAAAAACAGACAACCCAUACCUACAUCUACUGAUUGGCCCCGACAAGAAAAAAUUUGAUCAGCACUGCCGAGACCUGGAGAAGUUGCAAGUUGAUUACGGGAGAUCAUUGGCAAGCCUGAAGAUUCUUGAUGCUAAGAAUAUUGCCCUGAAAGCAGCAAUAAAUUUUAUUAAGCACAAAAAUUCAAAAGCAGAAACAAAUCUUCCUUCUUUGACAACUUCAGUAAAAACUGUUGAAAGAGAAGUGAAAGAAUCUGCUGCCAAAGCUGCUGCCAACAAGGCCAAUGUAAUUUCCUUGGCCAAUUUAGCAGUAAAACAAAACAGACUUCACUAUUACUUGGACUGCUUGGAGUCUGUGCAACAAAUCAUGAAAAAGCAAAUCGGCAUUGACUCGAUUCUGUGUAACAUGAUAUUGGUUGAAUCUGAAAUUACACAAGAAGCCAACCACUUUUUGGGUACCAUUGGAAAGCACUUCAAAACUGAAGUUGAGAAUAUAGAGAAAAACAUAGAGGGCAUAGUGAUUAUGAGAUCUGCACCGGUGGCCAAAGCUACAAAGACAUGCGAGGAUGACCCUUUGCUAGAAGAUUUUUGUGUAAAAAGUUCAGAAAUAAUUGACCAACUAAAUGAACACACUGUUUUGCUGAGAAAGAGAGCUUUGCUGUUAAGCCAAACUGAAAGUGCUGACGCUGCAGAGUUUCCAAUGCUUGAAAGCUCUGUUUCCCAGCUGGAAAAGUUGCACACAGAUUUCAAAUCUGAAUUUCAGAGUAGUGUUCUGGAAUUCAGGAAGACAAAAGAACGACUGAAACUUUGCCAACAUCUGAAGCCACCAAUUGACUUAUGGCAAGCAUUCUUAGUAAACCCUGACAAACUUUCUGCCUAUUCGACAAAGACUGAUGAUUAAAAUCUUAAUUUCACAAAAAUUUUGUAUUUAAUAAACUUUACGUCGUGCUAUGACUGCUAUUUCAAAACAAUGUAAUUUUUAGCUCACAUUAAAAUAAAUAUAGCAAUUUUAUUACUUUGA
Neocloeon triangulifer is the source of this 1588-nucleotide messenger RNA. RefSeq lists its product as uncharacterized. Bases 158 to 1468 code for a protein of 436 amino acids. The record is from RefSeq and is a predicted model, not a curated record. NCBI's taxonomy places the organism in Eukaryota, Metazoa, Arthropoda, Insecta, Ephemeroptera, Baetidae. The transcript is spliced from 8 exons.